ACUCUCGUAUAGAGACCGUUAGCUGCGGCAUUGUCGCGCGGGAACAUUCAAGAUUCACGGGGGACGUCCUGGCCUGCGAUACCAUACGAACAUGAUACUCAUAAUUCUGUUAACCACGUUUCUCGGCCGAACGAUCUCAACGCCGAUCGCAAACGUUUGGCUAAGCCCUGUAGGAUCGCUGACGCCAUUGAGACAAUACCAUAUACAGGACGGAUCAGGGGGAUAUCAUUAUUCGUUCACGGGGCCCCAUCACGCGAAAUCGGAAUCCAGUUCGAACGGAAUCACGCAGGGUGGAUAUUCCUACGUGGAUGCAAAUGGAAUUUUGCAAACGGUGACUUACACGGCAGACGAUCAGAAUGGAUUCAGAGUGCGGGCCAGCAACUUGCCGCAGCCACCUAAGAACGAUCUUCAGACGAUACAAGACACACCGGAAGUGGCCGCGGGGAAGAAAAAUCACUUGGAGGAGUUGCAGAAGUCGCAGUUGGGGGAUCCAUCGAGUUAUCAAUCGAACAUUCUCUCUUACAAAAUUCUCCCUUCUUACUUCAGCUUUGCGCAAUUGACGAAGGACGAGGAGAAGAAUUUGGCUGCUGAAGAAAUCGCGCAAACCACGAAGAAUCCGUUCCUCCUCUCGAGAACGGAGGCAGAAGGGAUCGAGGUGCCGAAACCGGACCCCAGCCUCACCAAGAUAUCGCAACCCCUUGCAACAAUCUCCACCUCAUCCUCGUCUCGAGCUGGCCAACAGAAGGAGCAAGGAAACCCCUUGCAGCUCGGCAAACUCGUGCCCCUGGACACGAUUCAAAGGCCCGUGACCUUGCCAGCCCCCUACGUAGUUCCAGUUUUGCCGUUGCACAGGCUGUUGCACAGCUCCCUUCACCACACUCAAGACUCGUUGGGCCGAUACGACUACACUUACACGGGGGACUCGAGCGCGAAAACCGAGUCCAGAUCGUUGGACGGGACGACAAGGGGCGCUUACAGCUAUAUCGAUCCGAAUGGGGUUUUACAACAGGUCCAUUACGUGGCCGAUCAUAAUGGAUUCAGGGUCAUGGCCACCAAUCUGCCGGAAGCCAAGUAAUAAAUCAAUGGGGAAAUUUGAUUUGAUUUGAUCGUCGACAGAGGUCGCUUUUUAUUCUGAGGGGAUAUUUUAUUCUCUUCUUACUUUUUUUUUCUUCUUCUUCUUCUU
Messenger RNA from Apis mellifera (honey bee), 1183 nucleotides. It is a transcript of the gene CPR16, whose product is annotated as cuticular protein 16. Gene Ontology annotation, cellular component: chitin-based extracellular matrix. Lineage: Eukaryota; Metazoa; Arthropoda; Insecta; Hymenoptera; Apidae. The record is from RefSeq and is marked validated. Gene Ontology annotation, molecular function: structural constituent of chitin-based larval cuticle.